This is a messenger RNA of Patiria miniata (bat star), 2599 nucleotides long. Its product is annotated as ATP-dependent RNA helicase eIF4A-like. The record is from RefSeq and is a predicted model, not a curated record. Gene Ontology annotation, molecular function: RNA helicase activity; ATP binding; translation initiation factor activity. The coding region runs from base 122 to 1405 and encodes 427 amino acids. The transcript has 10 exons. Lineage: Eukaryota; Metazoa; Echinodermata; Asteroidea; Valvatida; Asterinidae. Gene Ontology annotation, biological process: cytoplasmic translational initiation. Gene Ontology annotation, cellular component: cytoplasmic stress granule.
AUUUUUCGAGUUCAUUAGCCAUCGGCUCUACUUCCGGAUAGCGGAAUGAUACAUUGAUUAAAAGCACGUUCGCACUGUUCAUUCCUCCAUCGGUCUUUUUCCCGCUGUGCGUACUAGAAGAAUGUCAAACGAAUACGAAGAUUCUAUCCCAGGACCCCAGAAAACCUCCGAAGGUUCUGGAAAUGCUGGUGAGUCUGCCAAAGAGAAUAAGGAACAGGAACCUUACAUCGGAGACCAGGCUGCAGAAAUCGAAAAUGUCUCCCAAGUGGACAGUUUUGUGAGUUUCGAUGAUAUGAACUUACCUGAUCCGUUGCUUAGAGGAAUCUACGCUUACGGAUUUGAAAAGCCCUCUGCAAUUCAGCAGCUUGCUAUAGUACCUUGUUGCCAUGGCAAAGAUGUCAUUGCUCAGGCCCAAUCGGGCACCGGAAAGACGGCCACGUUUGCCAUCUCCAUUCUGCACCAGAUUGACACUAGUAAAAAAGAAUGUCAGGCUCUGGUGCUCGCUCCCACCAGAGAGCUGGCUACCCAGAUCCAGAAGGUGUUUCUGGCCCUCGGAGACUACAUGAACGCAGAAUGCAUGGCCUGCAUCGGUGGCACCAACGUGCAGAGUAAUAUUGCCAAGCUUGCAGCCGGGAUGCACAUCGUUGUCGGCACUCCCGGCAGAGUCUUUGACAUGAUCGGCAGAAAAGCCCUGAAUACUGAAUACAUCAAGAUUUUUGUCUUGGACGAGGCAGAUGAGAUGUUGUCUAGAGGCUUCAAGGAUCAGAUCUACGAUGUGUUCAGGCAGCUGAAUCAUGAUGUCCUCCAGGUGGUCCUGUUGUCGGCCACCAUGCCUCCAGAUGUACUGGACGUGACCACCAAGUUUAUGGUCAACCCGAUCCGCAUCCUGGUCAAGAAGGAGGAAUUGUCCCUUGAGGGCAUCAAGCAGUUCUACGUCAACGUAGAGAAAGAGGAAUGGAAGUUUGACACUCUGUGUGAUUUGUACGAGACACUGACUAUCACACAAGCAGUCAUUUUUUGCAAUACCAGACGGAAAGUGAUGUGGCUACAUGAGAGCAUGACCAAGAGAGACUUCACCGUCUCCAGCAUGCAUGGAGACAUGGAGCAGAAGGAUCGAGACAUCAUCAUGAAGGAAUUCCGUUCUGGCUCCAGCCGAGUGCUGAUUACUACUGACUUGCUGGCGCGUGGGAUUGACGUCCAGCAGAUCUCACUGGUCAUCAACUAUGACCUGCCCUCUAACAGAGAGAAUUAUAUUCACAGGAUUGGCCGUGGUGGCCGCUUCGGUCGUAAGGGUGUAGCUAUCAAUUUCGUUACCCAAGAGGACAUCAGAGCACUCAAGGAAUUAACCGAGUUUUAUAACACUGAAAUCGCCGAGAUGCCCAUGAACGUGGCCGAUCUGAUUUAAUUCCUGUCGACAAGUCGCCGUGACGACGCCAUUCGCAGUGCCUGAUUGGUCCUGUUCACAGUGUGACGAUAACCAGCGUGACUUAACUUCGCUGCAGAGCUAAGCCAUCUGAGCCUAGUGACCAAAAGCGAGUUUUAUUUUGUUGUUUCAAUGUGACAUUUAAAUAUCGGGUCCACGAGUACCUGAGAUUUUUGUUGAUCGUCCGUUUAGGAUCAAGUCAUUGACUGCGAUAAGCUCGACAGGGCAAACUCAAAGGGGGGCUAUCCUCCUCCCCCCUUUAUUAAGGGGGGCCCACCCCUUGUGGGCCAACUAGUGUUUACUUGUAAAACUAUUGACGAUAUUAAUAUUUUAAGUAUUUAAAGCGAGCAUUACUUGUGAGCUUAUGUAGUUGUAUUGGUAGCCAUUUACCUUAAAACAGAAUUAUUUUCCUUUGAGCAUUUUGUUAAUAUAUAUUAUAAAAACAAAAAAAAAUCGCGUUAAAACCUAAGAGGUUACAGCUGUUCCUGUGUAGACAUUUGCUGCACGGCUAAAGCUGUACGUGUAUUAAGAUUAAAAAAAUUUAAGGCAAAAACCAAAAUGAUGAUUAUUACAGCAAUGGAAUUAUCCAACUGCCAUGUGAUUGUUGGCUUUACUAUUGACACAAAAUCUGUUGACAUUUAUUGUAGCCAGCAAUGUGAAGGGGUUAUUUCAUGCAAAUUACCACAGCAGAUGCCAAGAAGUCUAAAAAUUUCUGAUGAAAAUAUUUACGAAGAGUUCUUUUCCUACACAGAUUCAUUUUCUUUUUGCUGGCUGUUGACUGACUUAACUUGUAGCGGCAUUCCUGCACAAUCGACAAUACUUACGGGGAGAUAUACUCAGAUGCAUUUGUCUUUACUGUAUUUCAGGAAACUUAGGCAAUUUUGUGAGAGAAAGUCGGAACCAUUAAUUAAUUUAUGUUUGCACCUGAUGCCAUGUAAACAAGAUUUAAACAUAAAUGUAUGCUCAUUAUCAUUAAUUAAUACGCACAUGAUGAAAACUAUAACGAAACAGCUGUCUUUACGGCAUUGUAAAAGGCCACUAAUUUUGUUGCACGUUCCAGUCUUUAUCGAUGUUGGUCAUAGACACAUGAUAUCCAUUUGUUCAGUCAGUGAUCCUGAUUAUGUUGUACUAUGUGUAUUUUCGUCUAGAUUUAAUAAAUACAUGUAUAAAAAUAUA